Molecule: messenger RNA, 1774 nt
Organism: Puccinia graminis f. sp. tritici CRL 75-36-700-3
Lineage: Eukaryota; Fungi; Basidiomycota; Pucciniomycetes; Pucciniales; Pucciniaceae
Exons: 3
Coding region: 144-962 (272 amino acids)
Molecular function (GO): protein binding
Source: RefSeq, a predicted model, not a curated record
CAAACCACGAUCGACCAGCAGACCGAGUAAAGGGCCUACAAACUUCCAUUCCCGUCCAAACUUUUCCCUUAAAAGGGUAUAACUUCCCAACACCAACUACUUUCAUAUAACCGCUUCCUCGGCUCCAGAAUUGCAGUUCUACGAUGAGUGCCCACACCCUCUUGCACGACGCCGUGCUCCGAGCAGCCAAUCGACAAAACCUCACAGACCGAUCACCCGGAUCACUGAAUCCUGAGAACGACGACUCCGUCCUCACUCGAGUCCACAGUCCACUCACCUCGCCACCCACCCACUCGCCCCCGUCGGAAUCGGCCAGCCCCAGCGCACCCAGCACGCCGCCCAAGGGCAACGGACGCAACCAAUCCAGGGUCGGCCUUCGUCAGAAACGCGAGGCUGCCGCUAAGGCCAAACUAAACUCUAGAGACCCGCUCCGCCGGCUGCCCAUCGACGUCGCCGUCCGCGUCUUCACCAUCGUCGGCCUCGGCGCUGAUGGCUGUGGUGGACACCUCGACGGAUCCACUUUCUCGGCCGUCAAAGACCUCCUCAACUGUGCCUUGGUUUGCCAAAAAUGGCGCACGAGCUCUGUCAUCAAUUACGUAUGGUUCAAGCUAGCCCACCAAACCUCAUACAGCAACUCGAUCGAAGAAGAAUUCCAACCACUCACCUGGACAAGGAAAGACUCGAGGACGAAUUGGAGCGAGAAGUAUAAGGAGAUCAACCAGGUCAAGCGCUCAUCAUCACCCCCACCGAUGGCGAUCGAUGUCGAUGCUGCAGACAACGACGGACCGACCCCGAAAGAACUGCGCGAGGCCGCUUGGAAUGCUCAGGAUAAUCAGACGAUGACUAAGAACGAGGCCCGCGCGUUUUAUAAGGAUCUCGGCGGAAGGAAACUCAGGGAUAAGUCCGGAAAAGGCUUGGGCUCCGAUAGGACCGGGUGGCAAGAUCAUGAAAUCUACGAUUGAACUUUAGAAAAUAACAAAAUCCCAUCGAAAACUGCCAUCUUUCGUAUCAAAAUUGCCAUCAACAAAUUCAAAAAAAACACCUCAUCUAUCCAAGCUCACAAGUCGUUUCUUUGAUAGCUUCUUCAUCCAGCCAACGUCGUCUUCUUUUUUAUUUGCUUAUUAUUUAUCAGUCAACCAGAUCGUCUAUCUACUCAAACUUGGCGGCCCAUAUAUCUUCGUUUUAUGUCCAUAUAUCGAUAUAAUCGAUAUAGUGAUAUUUAUAUCUUCCUAUAACUUAUCUCGUUACCUCUUCUACAUACAUCCUUCAGAUCGACAUGCCGUAUUGUCAUUACAUCCAAUCAUCCAGAUCCCGAUCCGUUUUUGUAUCCAAUCUUACCUAUUUGCACCCUUUAGCUUGUUCACUACACACUCAUGCAUGUAUUGAUCCUCCAUGUUUUUUUUUUUUUUUUUCGUUGCUCCUAUCGUCUCCUCCACCCUUGCCUCCUUCUCACACCAAUGAAAAGUCUGCUUGUCCCUCUUCAACCUCUUUUUUUUUUUUUUUGACUUGAUCAUGCUCCCUACUUCGACUUGUUCCUCGUAUAUUCACCUUUUCCUUUUACUUGGUCGUGUGGCCUAUAACUUGUAGCCAAAAAACAAUGGGACUCGAUAAUUAUAGUAAUUUAUCAAUCGUCUUGAUCGUUUGCUCGUUUCGUUUUUCGUGCUUUCUUGACUGAUCACUGUUAGCUCUUUCAUCAUCAUCAUCAUCAUCGCAUCCAAGAUAAAAAUUACAGUUGAAUUGGGAGCUUGAAAGUCUGUCUCUCAUGACCCAUGAA